Molecule: messenger RNA, 12667 nt
Organism: Lymnaea stagnalis (great pond snail)
Lineage: Eukaryota; Metazoa; Mollusca; Gastropoda; Lymnaeidae
Source: the annotation of a GenBank genome assembly
ACUGUUCUAGUUCAGUGCAUAAUUGCUCAUUUGGCGAAGUUAUUCAGGGUGACUGAAUAUUAUAAUAGAUAAAUACGUGUUAAAUGUUAAUUUAAUUAGCAGGCCCUGCUAAGUAACUUGAAGCCUUAUAUUUAAGAAAGUAAAUGAGUAAGUGAAGUUAAAGUAUUUUUACAUUGUUUUCAACUAAAUUCUUUGGUUAGGCCUAUGCCUAUGCCAUAGUACUGUAUGCCUGAGCCUGAAUUUUUGCUUAGGCUUAGACUUUGACUUAGUAAUAAAUAGGACUUGUCAGUUAUCAAAACUAGCCUAAUAAACGCCAAUUGGUUCUCAUUUUUAUGUUGUCACUAUCUUGUGAUUCUAAGUACAAAUAGUGAGGUAGUAAGUGGACUUAGACUUAGAGUCAGUUCAGUAAUUUAUUUUGGUCAUUGUGAUAAUGUGAUUAUUGCUGUCAAGGUUAAAUCAUAUAUUUUGGCUUUGUAAAUUCAAUACAAAUGAAAUAGCCUAGGCCUAAAGGAAAUUGAAUAUUAUAUUUUAUACAAAUUUAAUUUGUUAGGUUUAUAAUAAUUAAUAAUAUAAAUAUUUUUGUAGUCUACUACUUCAGCGUAGGCGUAAGUCUUAUCAAUUAAAUCAUAACAGUUUAAAUAUCACUUCAAACCAGAACAACAUGAUUUUUUAAUAACUAAAUGCUUAAAUGGUAGAUUACCAAUAUUUUUUUUAAAGAAUCAUUUAAAUUUGAUUAUUUCUAAUUCUAACUAUUACUAUUAGUAUUAGAUUCUAAUUGUUAUUGAAAUACUUGUUCAUAAGCAGUACCAGUGCUAGGGCUAGCCUAUUUUUCUGUUCUUAUCCAAAAACUAAAAAAAAAAAACAUUUAAAUUUAAAAUAAUUAAAAAUUAAAUGAUUUAAUUUAAGCAUAUUGUUCUAAACCCAAAAAAGGGCACCAUGCCAUUGUGAUCUGGCUGUGGUCUAUUCGGAGACCUGUGACUCGUGACUAUACCGCCUUUGUUGUGUACUUAAAGUCUUAUUGAUAAAUAGUAGGCCCAUGCCCAUCCAUACUGACCCCUACAAUCUAUAACUUUGCAUAAUUUAUAUAAUAAUGAAUAAGCUAAGCUGAGCCCAAAGCCUCAUGAUUAUAAUGUUAUUUUCAUUUAAAACCAAGUGUCUGUUUUUCAUCUCGACUGUUUAAAUUCUCAGGUUGUGUUUUACAUCACCUUCUUUUUUAUUGUUUUGUUUUUAAUCUUAAAAAGAUUUCUUUUGGAAUGAAAUUAUUAGGCCUAUACAUUUAGGUACAUGUGCAAAAUUUUCAAAAUGUAAUUAUAGCUUAAAGUUAAAGAGCUAGUUGGUUAGACAGGGUCUGAAAAAUGCAGUUGAUUGAUGCCAUAUUUAUUUGUGGUUGUAGAUCAAUUCUCAAGAAAGUUAUGAUUUUGUGUGUGAAUUAUUUUGGGAUAACUCUGUUAAUUUAGACAUGCUGAAAAAUAUAAAAACUGGCAGAGGUUUGAGAUGGAUGUUAAAAAGAGCAGUAAAUUGAAGUUGUUUAAGGAGUUAAUGAAGAUAACCAUUACAAACUAUAUAUAUCCAUGAUCAUCAUAACAUUCUCCUAGACAAAGUAUAAUAAAAUCUGCCUUACUUAUGACCAUGAUGAGCUCAUUAAUAUUCAAAAUUUCAGUCCAAGUUCCUUACAUCUUAUUUGAACAUGAACACAGCAUGAACAAUAAUCUCAUCAACAAAAAAUCAUUAGGGCAUUCAUAAAAGUAAUUUGCAUUUUACUAGCUAAAUAAAACAAUUGUUAGUCCUAGUAUUAAAAAUUACUUGUGCUACUUGAACAACUAUUGCCUACAAAUUUGCAAAUAUGAUUAAUAUCAUGAAUUCAUUUGAGAGACCUUUAAAUAUUUGUGUGUGUGUGAAGUAUUUCAAAAUAACAAUUCAUCUACAGAUCAAACAAAUUUUAAAUAUUUUAUAAAAAUAAAAGGAUUUUUUCUUCAUAUUACCUAGUGCCAGAUAGCCUUGACCAAACUCCUAAAUAAGCCAAUUAUAUAGUAGUGGCAGUUCACUGUUAAAAAAAAGAAAUACAAUAAAAUAUAUAUUUAUAUGACUUCUUUGUUAAAAAUAUUUACUUCAAAUAAGUUAAAAUAGUGCUUUUAACAUUGUUUAGUAAUCAGAAUACAUAAUAUUUAAAAAUGACUUCUACCAUAUUAAAAAUGGUAUCCAUGGAGGAUACACCAUUGUGGUGACCAUACACCAUUGUUUUUGAAAAAUUUAAUGAAACUGUUGGGGUCGUUUGGAUGGAAUUUUUAUUUGCUCAUUCUUGUAGAUAGUUUGACUCUACACAGUAUUGCUCAGCAUAAAAUACUCUUUAAAAUAAUAUAUCACACAACCUAUUAAACGAAGAAAUGACAGUGAACUGCAUUUUUCCCAUCGCAUAUCCAAUGUUUACAUUUUGAAUUGGACCAAAGGUUAACAAGGGGCACGAAACUCUGCAAUGAUUUGACACUAGCAGAAAACGGAUGUUAUUUUGUUAAACUAUACAGAAAGAAGAAAAAAAGAUCGAAAAAAUUAUAAUUUAAAAAUGUUUCAUACUGCGCUAUAUGAGACCACUGUAAUGUAAUGAUAAUAAUAUUAAUAAUACUAAAACAUAAGUUUUGUCUACGUUCACUUCAAAUCCUUAGGCUUCAUAGAGUGCUCAUCUACACAUCUGCAUAAUGCGUUUUAAGAAAUGUGAAAUUAUCUACAUUUUAGUUAAUUUUAGCACAUCUUUGAUAGAAAGUCUUUUUUGAACGUUUUAUUUUUACCUUUUAAAAAAAAAAAUAAUUGGUUCACUUGUUUAUUGGAAGCUUCCAACUGGAGUAAUAUAAUCAAUUUUUAAAAAGAUGAUAAAAUACAAUUCUUACUGAACUGAUGUCUGCCUUACGUAGAAUAAGGCCUAUUUUAUACAACAGUACAAAUAGCAACUGCUUUAAUUUUAGAAAAUAUAAGGCCUAACAUGUUUGAUAUAGCCAUGCACUGAGUAAAACUACUAGUAUUAGAAAUAAUUACUAAAAAGCUAUUCAUUGUGAGUGAUAAUAGAUAUUUCAUAGAAAUUAAAAGAACACUAAUUACUGAAACUAGUUUUUUUUUCUAAGAUUAUUACACAAACCGAUUUGUAAUUAUGGUUUACUACUCAAAGUAAGGUAGACAUUAUAAUAAUUAAUAAUACUACCAUAAUAGCUACCAAGAUUUGCUUCUGAACCUCUGUCAGAUCCUAUGAUUAGAUGGCCUCCAGAUCCAAACAUUAGGCCAAAGGUCAUUUUUAAAGGGCCAAUAUGAUUUUAGCUUUGUUUUGAUUUUGACCUGCUAUCAUGUAUCUUGCUGUCUUUACCGCUUCCUGUGACAGCCCACUGAGAACUGCUGAUUUAAUCUUCUGAACCCUGGUUCAAAAUCCGGAGUUGAUAAUCAGGAUGGGGGAAAAGGAUUAGUUUGAUUAUUUAUGUCUUUCUGAAAUAAUAGUUUUUUUAAAUCAUUUUAAACUAAGGUUGACUGCUGCUAAGCUCAAUUAUUAUUUAUUAAAAAUUUUAUGGAAAAAAUUAAAUUUAAGUGUAGUACUGGCAUCUCUCUUGCAUACUUCAGUCAAAAAUGAACUGUAGUAGUUUUCUCUCUGCCUUUGUAGUUAACAAACAAGGAUAGGAAGCAAUAAGUAAAAAGUCUGCACCAGCCUUGAAUAAGUUGCAAGAGUUGAAACACAAUAAUGCCGCCAGUGCUGGGUGGAGCCGACAAGUGCCCAAGGUGCAACAAAAAUGUUUAUUUUGCUGAAGAAGUUCGUGCUUUGGGUAGGAAAUACCACAAGCAAUGCCUCAAGUGCUGUAAGUAAAGUUACUGUUACUCAGUUAGUAUACAUAUCAUUUAUAAUUUAUAACUAACCUCUUUGUUAGCACUUGUUAAUGAUAAUAGUCCAAAUGUUGGUCCCAUGCUAAAAAAAAAAGUAGAGUAGAGUAGUCCCAAACUAAUUGGGACUGUUGGUGUUUCGGCUAGCCAAACAUUGCCACAGAAAGGUCUCACCAAAAAAAAUUAGUGCAAUGAAAAAAAAAUAUUCUUACUUUAUAGCUAUACAUGCAUCUUCCCUUAUUGCAGCAUUUCUUAACUUUUUUUUUUUUUUUUGCUUGAGGUCUACUUUAACCAUUUAUUUUGCUUCGCAUCCCAUUCCCUGUUAUUAAUUUUGUUUUAUAAAAAUACUUUUUUUUUACAAAGUCUUUUUUUCAAAGAUUUUUUUUUUUAUUUUUUUUUUUUUUUUUUGCUUGAGGUCUACUUUAACCAUUUAUUUUGCUUCGCAUCCCAUUCCCUGUUAUUAAUAUUGUUUUAUAAAAAUACUUUUUGUUUACAAAGUCUUUUUUUCAAAGAUUUUGUGGGCCCCCAAAUGUUGUACCCCCUUCCCACAAUGAGGCCUAUGGCCCAAGUUGAAAAAGGCUACUUUAUUCUACAAUGAAUAACCAUACAGCACAAGCUUUAACGGUCGGAUCAUUGAUGUCAAAAACUGAAGGGAUUAUUAUUUUUUUCAGCUGAAAGUUGGUUGCUAAAGAUUCAUUAUUGGUACAUAAAAUAAAAUGUGUGGUUAAAUUUUCAUUCUUAUCCUGUAUUCUACUAUGUAUAUUAAUAUAAAGUUUUUCAUUCGCAUUAUUUCAGUCUGAUCACUUAAUGUACAGUACAGUAUGUACAGUAUUGUGUGACAGGGGUUGGAAUUGUUUUCUUGUGUUGGUACACAAAUGUUCCAUUACAUGCGCAUUGCUUGCAAAAAUAAUUAUAAAAGACAGGAGCUGUUCAUAACAUCGACACUCUACUAUAUCUAUAAUUUGAAGUCAUAUUUAGAAAGAAAAAUAGCUCUUCUUAUUACGCCUGGCAGCUUAUUUCCUGUAGACUUAAGGUUAGUUAUCCCAUGCUAUGUUGUCAGACCCAUAUUGAGGGUUGAAGUUUUUUACUCAGGGUUUACAGAAAAGUAGUCUAGACUUAGCUAACAAGUCCAUUUCUCAUAUAAAUUUUUUAGUAUGUUAACAAUCACUUGAUUGACAUGUUUGCGCUUUUCAUUUUAGCUCAAUGUGGAAAGUUUCUAGACAGCACCAACUGUAAUGAUCAUGAGGAUCAGAUUUUUUGUAACACUUGCUAUAGGAGGAGUUUUGGACCCAACAGCUCAGCACCAGCAGCUUCUGCUGAAAUUGAGUAAGCUGUUUGCUAGGCCUAGUACUUGUAUUUUUAAUUGUUUCCAUAUUGAUGACUGUUACGGAUAUCGUAGUUCUUUACAACAUUUUAUUAGACAGUUGUGAGAAAAUAAUGUAAAUUACAUUUAAUGUACACAGAUUUUCACAAUUAUUCCCCCCUCCUUAGUGUAACAAAAGCGCCUCCUGGCUCUGACAUUUGCCAUCGCUGUGGGAAAGUUGUUUACAUGGCUGAGAGAUGUACAGGUGGGGCCAAGGUGUGUUAUUUCUUGAAUUGUUCUCAAUGUUAAAAUUUUUUAUUAGAUUCCAUGCUUGAAAUUUGAAGCAUCAAAAAGAACACCUAAAAAUACACUGCUUUAGUUAAUUCUGUUGCUCAUAGGGCAGAUCUUAAUCUGAUGUUUUAAGGGGAGUUCAGUUUUUAAAAGUCUCCAAAUUGUAAACAGCAGGAAGUCCUCUUGCUAAUUUAUUUCAUUACUGUAAUUAAUUUUUAUAUAUUUCAGUACUUUCAUAAGCUGUGUUUCCGUUGUAAUGCUUGUGGUGUGAGUCUUGACUCUAACCGCCUCUCUGUCAGGGACGAGGAGAUCUAUUGCAGAUGUGAGAAGUGCCUUUUUAUAUAGAUUAGAUAUUUCCAACGUAGUUUUCAUUAAAUUUUGAAAUACUUUUUGUCGGAGAUAUGAAGAUUCAAGAGUUGGUUUCAUCAGAGCCUAAAGUUUUUUAAUUGUCACAUAGCACUGUAAAUAGGCUUAAGAUCCUCCUAUAGAGAAAAUAAUUAUUUUCAAAAAAUUAAUCCAAAUCAUUUCUCAUUCUCUAAGGCCUCUUUAUUAAUUUAUUGUUUAUAAUUUGAAUGGAAUCAAAUAGCCAAUGUGGAUGAUUUUAAAUUGUCUUAGGAUCUGUAAAUGUUGUUUAUGCCAAAGACAUUUUGUAAAUAAUGAAAUUUAUUUUGUUGCCAAUCCCUAAAUAAAAAAAAAAAAUUUAAAAAAUGGGUUCUGAUAUUUUUUUUAAAAUCCAUAAGAGCAAUUUAUUAUAUUUUUUGUUUCUUUAUUUUAAUGCAUUGAUCUAAUCUUACAGCAUGCUAUGGUAAGAACUUUGGCCCAAAAGGUUAUGGAUUUGCAGGUGGUGCGUCAGGUCUAUCCAUGGAUAAUGGAAAGUUGGAUGAGUUGCCGACAAGGUUUGUAUUAAUUUAUUGUUAUUUUAUUUGUAUAUUAUAAAUGGGAAAAAAUAUUUAUGAAUUUUAAAUAUUUAAUCUUGCCAAAAAAGUAUUAAAUCCAAAAUAAUGGAUCGUUUCCAUUCUUAACAUCUGAAAAAGAGGGGGUUAGCAUUAAAUUUGUUCCAAUUCAACGUGAACUGGAAAUGUUCCACUCAAUCAUCAUGCUCAAUGCUAAUCUCAAUUAUUUUUUUUAUUAUUAAUUGUUUUAUUCAUUUUUUUUAAAAAACACUUCUUGCCUAGAAAGUACACGAUUAUUUCUAUAUCUUAUUGUUAGUUUCCCAUUUAUGAUGAAACCAGUAUUAAGGUAAUAAUUGUUAAUCAAUAUUUUUAACCUCAGUGUGCACUAUUUUCAUCAAUUCUGUCAAUAUUAAAUUGACCUUCAUCAAUUUUCAGACACAUACCUGCUCUAGCACAGGCACACACUGCUCCUCUCUUGACUGAAGGGGGGGAAUUGCCAGAAGGUGACUGGACUGAUGACAGAGACCGGUGCAACCGUUGUAGAAAAGUGGUUUACUUUGCAGAGAGGGUCUCUGGCAUUGGAAAGGUAAAACUAAAUGGUGGAGUGAACUGGGUAAAAAAAAUAUAUGAAUCAUGCAGGAAAAGUUGUUUGAUACUUCAGAAGAUCAAAUGAAAAAAAGCAAGAAUAAAAGCAUGUUACCAGAAACCUGCAGAUAACUCUACACAGUGUUUAAAAACUUAAUUUAGUAUUGAAUAUAAUUUAAGGCUAUCUGAAUACCAAAAUCUAUUUGGAAAAAUUGAUCAUCAAACCAGCCCAUGUGUUUGUUGAUAUGGGAAGAUGAAUGAGGCCAUAUAAGAUGGUGAGUACGUAGGUGGCUCGCCCUAAUAAUUGGUGCCAAGAACACUUGCCAGUGUAUAGGAUAUACGUGUCACAGGGUCCUAGAUUUAUGGGAGGCUAUUCAGCUUUCUUUGGGCGGUAGUUUUAACUCUCAGAAGAUUGUGCUCCCAACAGUGAGUUCUUAUACAAGUUUAAAGCUGGAAAAUGCUAAUAAAACUUAAAAUACCAAAGCAUUUCUCAUUAAUAGGUCAAAUGAAACAAGCCAUCUGUCCAUCCCAUUUUCAGGUUUUCCACAAAGUUUGCUUUAAAUGUACCAACUGCAACAAAGGUCUGGACUCGACAACAGUGACAGAGCAUGCGGGCCAAAUCUAUUGUAAAGGUGAUAUUGUCAGUCCAAAAGUCAAUGCUCACGAAUUUUAGGACGCAUUUGAUGUAUUUUGUGAACUAAGUACGUUAGAAAUAAAUAAUAUGGUUUCUCUCCUCUAAAGAAAUAUGACAGUUGAAAGUUUUCACCCUCAGUCUUUAUUUUAUGAUAGAAUAUUGUUUUGAAAAUGUAUCUGUUAAAUUAUUUAUUCGUAAUGGAAGAGUGAGAAAUAUUUGAAGAUUAUGAUUUACAUGCACACAAUGAUAAAUGACUUUGUCUCAAAUAUCCAGCUUGCUAUGGUAAAAGCUUUGGACCUAAGGGAUAUGGAUUCGCUGGUGGAGCAUCUGGAUUAUCCAUGGAUACUGGAAAACCAGAUGAAAUACCAACGAGGUGAGAGAAUAAACAAGCUUAUUUAUUUAAUUCAUUCCUUAGGGACCCUUACAGCUUAUAGUAGGGGUGGGCAAACUAUGGGCCGCAUGUGGUUGACAACUCAUAUUAUGCGGCCUUCAAAGGCAUUUAGAAAUUUAAAAAGUUAUUAAGUUAUUUUGUUGAAUUUUACAGAAUUUCAUGUACCGUUAAGAUUGUUUUAGCAUUUUUUAUUGACCUUCUUUCUAAUUUUCUAUAUUCUUAAACAGUACUUGACUUUUGUCAUGAAAUGCGAAUUUACAGAUUUUAAUUUAGAGAAAUGUUUAUUGACUUGUAAAAAUUGGACAUAAUAUACAUGUGGCCCCCCAAUAGCUUUACAUUUGUCAAUCUGGCCUUCCGCACAAAAAGUUUUCCCACCCCUGGCUUAUAGGAUAGUUUUUCAGACCAACUGAGAAAUAAAAUUAUAUAUUUUGUUUAAUAUUAAGAAAUGUAGAGUAUUUAAAAGUCAUAGUCCCUACAUAAAAUACAUUAAGACAAAAUUAUUACGCCUCUCUAUUAGGGGUGUGCCGGACCCCGGUCCGGAAUCCGGUUCCGCCGGAUUUUGCACUAUCCGGUGAAAUCCGGUUCCGCCGGAUUUACAUGUAUCCGGAACAACCGGAAUCCGGAAUAUACCGGAUUUCGGAAUUUGCCAGAUUUUGUGACUCACCGGAUCAUAAUCUGAAAUAAAAGUAAUUCUCUUUCCCGAAUUUCACACGAUCACGAUACAUUAAUCGAUUGUUUCGAGCGUUGAGCUUGUUUAAUGUUUAAUAUUCCGUACAUACCAGAGGCUAGAGUCAGCACCGCUAAUAGUGGCUAAUAGUGUAUGGACUUUGAUAAGAAAAUGUAAACUUUUUGUAAAAAUAAACCAAUGGCAUAGUUGAAAAGAUGUAAUUUUUUAAAGAAUUAUAACACCAAAAUCAUAUUUUUAGCUGUUGUAGUUUUAAAGUUAUGAAUUUUUAAAGUACGACUUGGUUUGUCAUUUUUUAACAUGGACUGCAUCUCCACAUUCUGUGAUCUCAUUCCACCAAUCCCGUCAUGCGCAAUGACUAUAUAGUUUAUAUAAGGCAACGCAUUCCCUGCCUUAUCACUAAAAUACUGUUUAGACUUAGUUUAAACUUUCAACUUUGGCACAUGAAUAAUUAAUUAAAGCUUUCCCUGACCAAUGGUUUAAUAGUUUUUGCACACGGCAAACUCUUAUGAAUGAAACUCUGAGGUAGUACUACGAUACAGUUAUGCAAGUGGCUGUGAAUGGUUGCCAAUGACAACGUGUUGCACACGGUAAAUUCUGAUCAUUUAUAAUAUGGAUUCUACCGGGUUGUUAAAGCUCAAAUUAAAACAUUCCAGUUUAAAUGUCUUUAAAUGCAUUCUGAAACACAAGUUAUCAAUUAUUUUGAUGUAAAUAGUGAUAAUAAAUUAAUAUUUCCUAAGUAUCGUCAACUUCCGCCAUUAAAAAGGGGGGCGUGGCCAACCCCAUGGCGAAAUUAGGUUGAGCGAGCUGCAUGACCUGCUGCGAACGCGUAGAAACAUGGCGUCUCUCGUAAGACACUUAUCCAAAUGGAACGGAACUCAAAUAUAUAUCGAAAGUACUAAUUUAAUAAUAAAUAGACACACACAUCGGAAAAUUAAAAACUCGGAUUUUUUGGCGCCGAUUGCGAAUUCCCAUACACAAAAAGUAGUAGUCCACCUUGACUUACCGAAGUAUCUACCAAUAGUACCAAAAUCCGGAAUCCGGGAGAAACCGGUAUCCGGAUCCGGCGGAUUUCGCAUAAGAAAAUCCGGAUCCGGUUGGAAAAAACGGAUCCGGCACACCCCUACUCUCUAUCCACGACAGUUAAUAAAUUUUAUAAAUAUUGUUCCCCAUCUAUCCUUUGAAAUAUACAUGGUAUAAUUUUGUUCUGCCCACCUAUCCAUUGCAAUACAUUGUAUCAUUGUUCCUGCUCAGCCACAUCCCAGCCCUGGCUCAAGCUCACACUGCCCCACUGAUGAGUGAAGGAGGGGAGGACAGGGAAGGAUUAACUGGUGACAAAGAAAGCUGUAAUCGUUGCAGGAAGGCUGUCUUUUUUGCUGAGAGAGUCACAGGGAUUGGAAAGGUAACAGUAUACUUGUAUAUCCGUAUGGAUCUUGUAUGAAGUUAUGAGCAGGUUUUUAGUGACUUCUCAUCCUUUGCAAGUGAGAAAGAAGUCGUUUGGAAUAGUGUUGAUAUUGUUCUAUUUUUUAAAGUGUUAAGCUCAGGAGGGAAGAGUUUCUGGGGCCAUCCAUAUAUGAUUGCUAUGGUACAUUAAAAACAAUUUUCUAAGUCACUCAUUCAUGAUAUGGACAUUUUUUUGUAUUGGGUAGAUGUCUUUGUUUCAUGAAAAAAAUUGUGUUCCAUAAGUGUAGACAAAGUGGUCCCAAUUUCAUGAACAAUAUAUCAUCUCUAAACUAUAUUUGGUAUAGAAAAAUACAUCUGCUACCUCACUGUCGGAUAUUUAUUUAUUUAGGAAUUUUUAUAUAGCUCUUACCUUAAAGCUCUAAGCGCUUUACAAUUAUUAAAAACAUGUAAACUAACUAAAAUAAAAAUGAGACAUUAGGAUAGUAACUACUAUACUAUAGAAACAAUUAAAAUAUAUAGCCUGGUAAUUUUCUAUAAAGUCAAUAUAGUCUUGGUCAUCUUCAAUAUGGAUUGGUCAUCUUCACUACAGCUUUGUCAUCUUCAAUAAAGGCUUAAUGUCUUCAAUAUAGCCUUGGUCAUUUUUCAAAUAGCCUUAGUCAUCUUCACUUGGGAAGGAAGAACAGCAACAAAACUAACUACCCAUGUUGACAUUUUUUUUUUUUUUUUGAAUCUUAAAAUUUUUAUCUCACUUUGUGUCACUUAUAGUGGCAAUUUUUUUGGAGGGUUAAAUUAUGACGAAUGCAUAGACCUGUGAAAGGCAAUAUGUUUUCAUUUUAGCCAUACAUCCUUUUGAAUCUUAAAGCUAUUCUAUAAACUUAUAAAGGAAGUGAAAAUGUGUGCUGUAAUGAUUGUAUGAUCACAAUUAAAUAAUUAUAAUGGAGAAGUGUGUUCUAACUGCUGCUUAACUCUCAAAUAUUCUUGGUUUUCUGUCAUUUUUUCUCUCACAUUGUGUACCUUACAAUUUGGCUAGUUGUUCAAUGAAGAAAGAGCUCAGCAGUUCUAUAUAUAAUUGGAUUCAGAAUUGAAUUAUCCAUCAUAUGAUACCACAUUGUAGAUCAAAGAUAAUUAUUGUUUUUAUGUAGGGCCAAAAGAAUAAACUCUUAUAAAGUACUAAAUUUUAACAAUAUCAACCCACUAAUGAGUAGAUGCAAAAAAAUAAUUUUGAGGCCUAAGUUAAAUUCCUUGUUAUUUCUGUCAAUGGUAUUCAUUUGUACAGUACAUGUGAAAUUUUUUUAAAGCAAUUUGACCAGCAUUUGUAGUAGUUCUGCAACUUUUAAAAAUGUAUCCUUAAAAAUAAAAACUAGUGAAUUUUAGAAUUGUUAUCAUUCAUUUAAUCUGAUACUGCAAUGUUAACAAGGCUUAGACAAUGAAUUCUUACCUCAACAUUUUCAGGUUUUUCAUAAAGUUUGUUUCAAAUGUACCAACUGCAAUAAAGGCCUGGACUCAACCACUGUGACAGAGCAUGCUGGAGAUGUCUACUGCAAAGGUUUGCUAGGCUCUAGAAUUUAAAAUGAAAUCUCUUAAGUAAGGAUGUUAAAUGCUAAAUCAUCAAUAAUCAGAUUUCUGGUUAUCACAGUUUUGAAACUGGUUGCUGAUAUUUACAAAAUGAUAGUGUUAACAAGAUUUUUUUUUUAAUAUCUAUUUUUGAUCUGGAGAGUCUUCUUUAAACUUCAAGUGUGUUUGUUGCAGUAUUCUUUAAUUAUAAUGUUGCAUUAAAGUUUGGAAACUAAUAUUAAUAUUCCACGUUUUUUUUUUUUUUUUUUUUUAUCUUGUUACACCAGAAACUUUGGACCCAAAGGAUUUGGUUUUGUCUAUUUUUGAUCUGGAGAGUCUUCUUUAAACUUCAAGUGUGUUUGUUGCAGUAUUCUUUAAUUAUAAUGUUGCAUUAAAGUUUGGAAACUAAUAUUAAUAUUCCACGUUUUUUUUUUUUUUCUUUUCUAGCUUGUUACACCAGAAACUUUGGACCCAAAGGAUUUGGUUUUGGAAUCUCCAUGGUUACUGAACAAGCUUAAGACAGCUGUAAAUAAAUUUAAGACAAGGAAGGAGAAUAAAAUCAGCAAGUGCAGAAUAGCUAAGAAAUGCAUAACCUUUGCCAAGUAACAGGACUCUGUAAAACAUCUUGGGCCAUAAAAAAGUCAAUGUAACAAACCAUUAUCUUGCAUUCCUAAUUAUUCCAAUAACAGGACCAAUGGAUUUGUCUUUCAACCAAUACAGAUCCAUGUUUUCUACACUUUUUACAUUUUUCUUUCCCAUAGCAGUCACUCACCCAUGUGUUUUAUUUAUUUUUCUCACUUAUUGGGUAAAUUUAUAAUCUGGCUGGUUGCUCAACGAAGGACACGGCAGUAAGAACGUGUUAUAUAUAUAAUUGUAUUCAGAAUUGAAUAAUCUAUCAUAUGAUACCAAAUAUUUGAACACUCAAGUUUGUUCUAAAGGUUGUGUCUCACUGUAAUUACUGUAAAGAAACUUUUAAUUCAGUUCUGUUCUUCACAGUUAAAGAUGUUACUUUUUCAUUGUCAUGUUUUUAUUACAUUUUCUUGUACAAAAAGAACUUAAUUUAUUGAUUUCCAAC